Molecule: messenger RNA, 1229 nt
Organism: Glycine soja
Lineage: Eukaryota; Viridiplantae; Streptophyta; Magnoliopsida; Fabales; Fabaceae
Product: PLASMODESMATA CALLOSE-BINDING PROTEIN 3-like
Exons: 3
Coding region: 321-899 (192 amino acids)
Source: RefSeq, a predicted model, not a curated record
AUUUGAGAAGCUAGCGAGCGAGGUUUGAUUUGAUUUUCAUGCUGCGUGUAAAGUACACUGCAGAGAGAGACAGACAUUAACGUUAGAACAUAGAAACCUGAGAUACAUACACUAUCAUGCUCUGAUCUCAUCUCAAAAAGAAAAAGGGAAGCCAAAAGGAAAGCGAAAGCGGCUUCUAUUCCCUCAACUCACCAUAAUAUAAUUUUCCAUUUUUUCUCUAAACACUUCUCUCUCUCUCUCUCUCCACCUUUACCAACCAAGCAAAGCAAAACAAUCACAGCUAUAGCUAGCAAACUCCCUCAAUAUAACAACUUUCUCCAAUGGCAGCACCAAAGCUGGUUCCUUUAUUGUUAUUACUAACCAUAAUAACAACAACGAAGAAUGUGUUGGGUCAAGGAGGAACAGCGAGCUGGUGUGUAGCGAGGAGUGACGCCAGCAGCGACGCACUGCAAACGGCGUUGGACUAUGCUUGUGGGGCCGGUGGGGAUUGUCUUCCUCUUCAACCAGAUGGACUCUGUUUUCUCCCUAACACCAUUCAAGCUCACGCUUCUUAUGCCUUCAACAGCUACUACCAGCGCAGGACCAGAGCUCCUGGUUCAUGUGAUUUUGCUGCCACUGCCACCAUUGCCACUAGUGAUCCCAGCUAUGGAUCUUGUGUUUACCCUUCUUCUGCAAGUGCUGCUGGAGGACCAAAUACACCAACCACAACACCUCCAAUGAACAACCCAAAUGUGCCUACAUCUACCACAACAACACCAAUCUUUGGUGGGGGCAACACUGGUGGACUAACUCCUGGAAUGAGCACUCCAUUCCCAGACAGUUCUAGAGCACAUUCAGAGGCAACAGCAACAUGGUUUUUAGCUUUAUGUUCCUCUCUUAUUAUAUUCAUUAUCUCUUAGCCUAUGUAAGAUCUUGGACCAGGCUUACAGUUUUGUCAGAAGUUGAAAGCGGCGAGCCUUUGUUGUUUAUAACCUUAUUUUAUGCAACUACCUCUUAUAUCCCCCACUAUUUUAAUUUAUAAGGUUAUGAACAUGUUAAGCAUGGCAAACAUGGUUUAUUCAGGAAAGAGCAGAGCUAGGUUGUAGCACGGCCUUUACUGAUGUGAUUCUUGUUAGGCUCAAAUUUAAUUCAAUAGUUCAGCUUAAUUGUCCCCUUCCCAAACAUUAUGUUUCACAAGUAGUGCAACAGUAGCUUAUAUAAAGGAUUUAUUUUAGUGUUUUUUCAUGCCA